AACACUUGCGCAUACUAUUUCAAUCAAAACGUUUCGAAUUUCCCGGAAUUGGCUCAAAACCUUUUUUUGGACUGAGCCCAGUUUGUUAUGAACAAGACACUACAAAUUUACUUGUAUCAGUCAUUAUGAAGGUUUAUCAGAUGACGAUCAGCAAAUCGGAUCGACCUAGUAAUCUACAAAUGUGCCUUCGUCAUGGUCUGCGGCUUGGGAGAUGGGCAGGAUUUUUUCCCGUUCAGGGACUUGGCCAAACUGCUAUAGAUGGCACCAGCUUCAAGAUCAAAUGUUUCUACAGCAUCUAUUACUUGGCUACUAUUGUAGGACAAGUCACUAUGUCAAGUUUCACUUUGCUGUAUUUCUUUCAACAUGAAGUUACCAUGACUACCGUUUCUUAUAUAAUAUUUUACGUAACGAGCCUCGUUUCGGCAAUACUACUUUUGAAGUUGGCAAAACAAUGGCCGAAAUUGAUGAAGAAAGCCAAAGAAACUGAGCAAAUACUAACUGAAGUGAAAUUAGAUAACAGGGCCGUUUUGAAAUCCAGUAUAAUUGCUUACGUCGCCAUGGCAUUGGCUUUGGUUGAACACUUACUCUGUACAAACUUCAACGUGGCAAUUGUGAUGAACUGCUUGGAGGAGACAUCCAUCAAUACCAACGUGAUGGAGAACUACGUCGUGCAUAGGAUGCCAUACAUCUUCUACUACGUUCCGUAUAGCAUUUAUAGUGCUUUAUUGUUUGAGUACAUUUGCAUCCAAUCGACAUUUAUGUGGAGUUUUAACGACGUCCUAACUAUAUGCUUUAGUGUUUAUAUUACAGCGUAUUUCAAUACUUUGAACAAAGUCAUUGCUAACGCUGCCUCAAAAAACAAGGCUAAUGUCUCCUGGGCUACUCUUCGAGAACACUACUCCAGCUUCGUUAAACUGGUAAAAGAAAUAGACGCUCAGGUCAGCUCGUUCAUCCUCCUGUCAUUCUUCACAGAUUUGUUCUUCAUUUGUCUUCAGCUGUUCAAUUCAUUGCACCGCGAUUACGUUAAUUUCAAAAUCUGCGAUGACAAACAAACAAAACUCGCGCUGACGUCAGCAGACUAUCUUCUAUAUUACCUCUACUCUUUCCUGUUUCUUGUCCUCCGAGCACUUAUGCUGUCAUUGUUUGCUGCUAAUGUGCAUUGUGUGGCAAUGGAGCCUAUAUUCUCAAUUUAUGAUGUGUCACCAUCAGCUUAUGAUAACGAGGUUCGAAGAUUUGAAUUACAACUCCAUCACACGAAAGUCGGUUUAACCGGGAAAUUCUUCUACGUCACCCGGGAAAUGGUACUUAAAGUUGUGGGGACAAUUAUAACAUACGAGUUAGUGUUACUGCAGUAUUCAGUCCCACCAAAGACACCUCUCAAGACAAACACCGCAACUACUGCUAUUUAUAAUGAUACGGAGCAGAUCGCGUACGGACAAAUCCUCGCCACUGUGGAACAUUGCGAGUGCAAUAAAGUUCACGACAAACGUACUAUAAAAGAGAGUCAAUUUGUGACUUUCCAAAAAUGUAUGAAGGUCUUACUAAUAUGGGGACAAUGUAUUGGAUUAAAUCCGGUAUGUGGAAUUACAAAUGAAGAUGCAUCUAAAAUGAGGUUCACAGUCUUCUCUUUAAGAUUCAUAUAUGCCGUGACGUUAGCCGUCUUCAACAGUUUAAUAGCCCUCCUCUGUAUAUACAGAUUGUCAGCAUCACCCACGAAUAUAAGUGCUCUUGUGGAACACGGACUAUCAGUAUUAUCUAAAUUAGCAAGAGUAUCUGAUUGCAACCCUAAAGAUGAAUUUUGGCCUGAAUUUCACAAGUUAACAUCACCGUGGUACUACCGCCAAUUCAAUAUUACUAGCGACACAGCACCUAUGCAAAUCUUGUUACAGGCUCUAAAUUUAUCUGCGACAGUAGUGUGGAACUAUCUGAACAUGUUUGUCGUUUGCAUCAGUAUGUUUCUGACGUCUAUACUGCUGCAAGUUAAUAAGAAAAUCGUCAAGGCUGUAGAUAAGAAUUACAUGCCUUCAUCAAUUUGGGGUGAGCUGAGGGAGGACUACACUCGAGCCACGCGGAUGGUCAGACUGUUCGAUGACGUCAUCAGUCCUAUCAUUCUGAUAUCGUUUGCCAACGAUCUCUUCUUCGUGUGUGGCCAACUCUUCAAUAUACUUGUUUUAGGAUUUUCUUUUGUUUUUAGAAUGGGAGCCAAUUCCGUGACAGAGUACAUACAAAAGUGCCCAAAUUAUCGAAGUGGUAUCCUCAGAGGCUACGAGUACCCUAUAUACCUAACAUACUCCUUGGUGUUCCUGUGCGGCCGCUUCGUCGUCCUAUCUCUCGCGACUUCGGAAGUCAAUACUGCGUCUCUGGAACCUUCAACUGUCCUGUACGGGAUACCAUCAUCUGCGUAUAGUAAAGAGGUAGAAAGAUUCCUGCACCAAGUUAACGGUGACUUCGUUGGGUUGACUGGUCUUCGUUUCUUUAACAUCACUCGUGAGGUCAUUCUAUCGGUGGCCAGUACUAUAGUUACAUAUGAGUUAGUACUUUUGCAGUUCAGCAGUCAAUGAGAAGAAAAACUAAUUUGGGAACCUUAAAAUUG
This is a messenger RNA of Trichoplusia ni (cabbage looper), 2593 nucleotides long. RefSeq lists its product as uncharacterized. The record is from RefSeq and is a predicted model, not a curated record. Bases 126 to 2561 code for a protein of 811 amino acids. Gene Ontology annotation, cellular component: membrane. Gene Ontology annotation, molecular function: taste receptor activity. Gene Ontology annotation, biological process: detection of chemical stimulus involved in sensory perception of taste; sensory perception of chemical stimulus. Lineage: Eukaryota; Metazoa; Arthropoda; Insecta; Lepidoptera; Noctuidae. The transcript is spliced from 20 exons.